CUUCACGUUUCUCUAUGCCUCUACCUCUCUCCACCCUCAUUUCUCCGGACUCUUAUCCUUCUAUGGAAUGAGUUCAGUUUUUCUUUUCUCGUGAUUUUAAAUGCAGCGUUGUUUUUAGCCCCCAUAUCAAAUGUGAUAACACUGAAAUCCUGCUCCGUCUACUAUUGAGAGUGUUGAGUCAGCCUGUAAGGUCUGACUGGGUUUUUUUCUGUCCCAUCUGGAAACGCGGCUUUCUGCAGCCUUUGUCCGGCAGACCACAUUUUAUAAAAGCAAUCAGUGUUGUUCGAUCACGGGGAUUUUCUUACAGUACAGACAACAACAUGAGCAAACGGAAGGCACCUCAAGAAAGCCUAAAUGAAGGCAUCACCGACUUUUUGAUAGAGUUAGCCAACUAUGAAAGAAAUGUGAACAGAGCAAUCCACAAAUACAAUGCUUAUAGGAAGGCGGCAUCCGUAAUUUCAAAGUAUCCUUUUAAGAUCAAGAGUGGUGCUGAAGCAAAAAAGUUGGAAGGGGUUGGUGCUAAAAUUGCAGAAAAGAUCGAUGAGUUUCUGGCAACUGGAAAACUAAGGAAGCUUGAGAAUAUCCGUAAAGAUGACACUAGCUCUUCAAUCAAUUUGCUCACAAGAGUGACAGGGAUUGGACCAGCUGCUGCACGAAAAUUUGUGGAAGAAGGAGUAAAAACCUUAGAUGAUUUAAAGAAAGUUGAACAUAAAUUAAACCACCAUCAGAAGAUUGGCUUGAAGUACUUUGAGGAUUUUGAAAAGAGAAUCCCUAGGGAAGAGAUGGUUAAAAUGCAGAAGCUAAUUUUGUCUGAACUUGAGAAACUUGAUCCUGAGUAUAUUGGAACAAUAUGUGGCAGUUUCAGAAGAGGUGCAGAAUCGAGUGGAGAUAUUGAUAUUCUUUUAACUCAUCCUGAUUACACUUCAGAAUCACCCAAAAUGCCAAAGUUACUUCAUGCAGUGGUGGAAAGCCUGGAGGAAAUUGGCUUUAUCACAGAUACACUGUCCAAGGGGGACACAAAGUUCAUGGGUGUGUGCCAGUUAGAUUCUGAAUGUUCCAGCUUUGAAUUUUACCAUCGCAGGAUUGAUAUCAGGUUGAUUCCCAAAGACCAAUAUUACUGCGGGGUUCUCUACUUCACUGGCAGUGACAUCUUCAAUAAGAACAUGCGAGCACGUGCUCUAGACAUGGGCUUUACCUUGAAUGAGUAUUCUAUCCGACCCCUUGGAGUGACAGGUAUGCCUGGUGAGCCUUUACCAGUGGACAGUGAGAAAGAUAUCUUUGACUACAUUGAGUGGAAAUAUCGAGAGCCCAAAGAACGCAGCGAGUGACAACUGAUGAACAGCAAACUUUUUGUGUGUGAAAGUGUGUUUUUGUUUUUAAUGAAAAUAUCUUAAAAGCUGUUUAAAAAAAGUCCUGGCUUUUGUACAAAAGGUUUUUAGAGAUUUCUGUAUUUUUUUUAUUUUUAAUUUAUAAUGACCAGGACUUCUUCCUAUACCUCCUUUUAAGUAAAGUGUUAAUUUCUAAUAUAUGCAGACACAACAAACUAGAAAUAUGUAACCUCUGUAUGGGAGAGCAGUCACCAUGAAUCAUGUUAUCUAGUGACUAGAGAUCAUGGAGGGUACCCUGAUCUAAGGGAAUGAAUGAGUUGCAGAAAACUGGAAGCAGUCUGACAUCAUGGGUUUACAACUUUACUUGAUGUAUGGCAUCAUUUGGAUGAACACAGCUACUUUUACAUUGUAAGUGAAUCUUGCUGAAGUGUGUAGAAGAUUUAUAAAAUACAAAAAAAUAAAUGCAGAUAAAAUUUUAUUCUGUUUUAAUUUUAUUGAAAAAGAAAGAUUUAACAUAAAAAUAUACAUUUAAUUAUUCUGGUUGUAAAAUUCAGAGCUUUUAAGAGGAGGCGUGGAAAGACUAAGCUGAAAGAUAAAGGUGGUAAUAGCAAUAUGCAGUUUUUAUUCUGUUAAAAACACAAAGGAAAAACAAAACUAUGGAAAUGUUAAUAUUUCUGUCAUUGUCUUUAUUUGUGCCUCCAGGAAAAAAGUGGCUUGACCUUCUUAUCUUCACCUUGCAGGACCUGCAGUAUGGAAUGCCAGAUUCUUAACUUUCUCCCGCUUUUUCUACUAUCGGAUCGGAUGGUGUCUGCUAUUCUUUAUUCCAGCUUCUUGCAAUCUCGCCUUAUGCAUUAGUCAGUACUUAACAGUGCCUUGUGUUUUCUUUCGCACUUACAGUGAAUAGGGAUGAGCUACUUCUAGUAUGAAAUGGCCAAUAUGUAUUUUAGAGGUACAGCCAUUUUUAAGUAUCUAUGUAAUAUCUUAUAUUUCAGUUCUUCCUACAUUUUUGAAACUCUGUAUGAAAGACUUAAGACUUAAGUAAAUAUGUUAAGCAACUCACUUUAAUUUUAUUUUCUAAUGAGCAGAUUACGUAAUCUUGUACUAAACUGUACAUAUGUGUAGCAGCUGCCAAUACAACUAGAGAAUGGGCAAAGUGAACCUCAAGUCUGUUGUGAAUGUUCAUGUGUAGGUUUUUGGUUCUAGGAGCAUCCUUUCCAGAGUGUGUCUUAAAUGCUUAUCCAUAAAUAUUAAAAAGACUAUUUGCCUUGCAGUGCUGGUGGUAGAGCUUCUUUGAAUGGAUUCUGUUUUAUGAUCCAUAAUUGAAUUAUUUUUUUUGUUCUCUGUCACACUCCCAGCACUGUCAACCCAGCCUUUGACAUAAUUCCAUAGCUAAGCUUUGGCUUCCUUAGCACCUAAAAGGUCAGUUGAACCAAACCGCUGAAUACAUUUGUUACAAACCAAGAACAUUUUCAUCUUUUGAAGAAAGUAAAUGUUCUCAAACAAUGAAAAGUCUAAAACACAGAACUGUAAUAGGUUAAUGCAAUGAGAAGAGUUGUCUCUUCACACCUAUUUGGGCCCAAUUUAUGGUAAAGGACUGGAUAAGUAUGUAACUGUCGUGUUCAAGAGGAUUUCCGUUUAGUACGUAAUAUUAUUUUUUUUUGGGUGGCCCAACUGUUAUUUUGAAUAUUCUUGCAUAAACUGAUUGAUGUUAUUUACAGGGCCACACUUUACCAAGUGCCAUUUGGUGACAGGCUAAGCUUUUUUCCAAUUGUUAGAUUGAACUAGUGGAGAGAUGAAUGUUUAAACAGUUUGAGAUAUUUUGAUUAAAAUGCCAUUGUAGUGAUUGUUCAUUCAUUAGAAGCAUUGUCCUUCACAAGAAGUGAAUAUGAGGGAUGAUUGGACCUUUUAGUAGACUCCUGGCAGCAGUAUCAAAAUGACUGGUGAAUAAAGUCUUCUGAUGAUGACCCCUUAGGCAGGGGCACAGGGUAUGUCCUUUCAGUGUCUCCGCUUCCUUUUAAGUUUUUUUGAGCUGCUGCCAGCUUCCUUUUUUGUGGAACCUUCUAAGGGCCGCAGGCACACUCGAAGUCGAGAAUUUUGUUUGUCUUUGUUGUCACUCUGAAGUCGACAGCUGAGGCCGGGGCUACACUCACAACGCUGAAACAGCUCAUGGCUCUGGGGGACCUCUUUUCGUCCCCGUUUAGAGCACACCUCUCCCUCCUUGGGCAUGCGCUUGCAAAUCUUGUCCCAGAAGUGGCGUGCACAGCAAUAUCCAGGUGCACAAUCUGAGGUCCGUAGGCAGUUGUCACCUUCCUGUCCUACAUUAAGACAAAAAACAAAUGGGAAAUCUUUUACUUUUUUCCAUACUUUAAAGGUUAGAGAAUGAACUUCCACCCAACCCUUCACUUUUUGAACCUGCUUUAUAUAGUUUAAUAUGAAGUAGAUUCCUAGGCUAUACUAAUAGCAGCAGAUACCGGACUGUAGUAAACUCUAACAGUACACUAGUCCUUCACAGGGCACACAGCCAUACAGGGCCAGUAGGGAGUUGUCAGUUUAUCUAACCAUUUCUCUUGGUACUUUGUAAAGACACUGGCAUCUCUGGGGGAAAAAAGAAAGCUCCCUAGCCAUGAAUCAAACUAAUAUUAUGUUGUAAGAAGCAGUAAUGUACUGUGCUGUCCAGGCAGCACCAUGUCAUAUUUGAUUUAUAGUGUUAUUUGCUUUAUUUUAAAUUAAACGUCUUUUUAACAUGAAGUCAUAAACAACCAACUUACAGCUACUGUACAUUCAUUGGUCUACCGUUGAGGGCUUUUAAUAGUCAGCAAACAACAGGGAAUUAUUCUGUCAAAAUACAUUGCACCUUAAUUACAACAUUUGGCAUCAUGUAGAUCCACACACUUUUUUCUGUCCAAUUUGUUAAGAGAAGGUUUUAAAAAACAAAAAGAAA
Erpetoichthys calabaricus (reedfish) is the source of this 4269-nucleotide messenger RNA. RefSeq names its product polymerase (DNA directed), beta (gene polb). The coding region runs from base 321 to 1328 and encodes 335 amino acids. Gene Ontology annotation, cellular component: nucleus. The transcript is spliced from 14 exons. Gene Ontology annotation, biological process: double-strand break repair via nonhomologous end joining. NCBI's taxonomy places the organism in Eukaryota, Metazoa, Chordata, Cladistia, Polypteriformes, Polypteridae. The record is from RefSeq and is a predicted model, not a curated record. Gene Ontology annotation, molecular function: DNA-directed DNA polymerase activity; DNA binding.